Messenger RNA from Lobosporangium transversale, 1245 nucleotides. RefSeq lists its product as hypothetical. The transcript is spliced from 6 exons. Lineage: Eukaryota; Fungi; Mortierellomycota; Mortierellomycetes; Mortierellales; Mortierellaceae. The record is from RefSeq and is a predicted model, not a curated record. The coding region runs from base 217 to 933 and encodes 238 amino acids.
CAAAAACACACACCCCACAAUUCAACACUGGUUCUCAUGCAAAUGUCUUUUCAUCUCUUUUUCCUCCUUUCUCUACUCAUCACUCCCUUUUUCCCUUUUUCCUUUUCUUUCUUUUAUAACAAGUUCCCCCUCCGUCAUUCCGUCGGUCUUUUAGACUUCUUGUUGCCUUCCUUCUGCAGCAUUACCAUUACACAAACUUCUUUUUUUUUCUCCGAAAUGACAAGCCUACUCUUCGAAUCAAGUGGUAAGUUUAUGGGGCAGCAAAUAGACGCACAACUCAACAGCCUCAGUAUCAGACACAAUACCAUCAGAAAAUACCAUCCUUCUUUUGCCAAUCAACCUCUCGGGAACUAUAAUAGUCAUCUUUUCCCAUCAUCAUCAUCAUCAUCAUCAUCUUCUUCUUCUUCGCUUGCCAAAAACAGUAGUCAUUUUGCCUCAAGGCAACAUUCAGGAUCAUGGGUUGAGAUGAAGAGGGCAUCAUCACAGCAGGAACAAGUCAUGAUAGAUCUUGAUAUGCAGGAAGAAGCAGUAGCAUGGGAUCAAGUCUGGGAUGAGUCGAUUGCGCCUACAACUUACAACUCCAUAAAGCAGUACUCCACUCCAGACCAGAGAGCAGCAUUAUGGCCUUCCGGAGCUGAAACAGAUUCCCCGGAAUAUGGAGCCAUAUAUUACAACCCUCUUCAGUACCAUACUCCACCGCAACAACCAAUCCAUUCCGACCCUUCACAUCUUUUGUCACUGACUACAUCAACAGCGGAGGUUAUACCAUCGCAAGGUGUCAGAUCCACAUCAGCAUCAGACUUCAUACCAGCAUCUUCACUACCACUAGUACUACCACAGUCCCAACCCAUUCUGGAGUGUCAACCAAUUGAGCGUCCAGACCAAGGCUACAAUGAUGAUGUUUUUGAAGGUGAUAUCUUCAGGCAUGGAUGAGACGCUUGCCCAGGAGAAGCAGGAAGCAGAUGAACGAGCCAGGGAAAAGAAGAGCAGGAGAAGCAAAAAGAGGCUAUAGAGGAAGAGAGUCAGAAGGAUAGUCCAAUGAUGAAGCAGAGCGAAAAGCUAUACAUGAGUAGCGCUUCGGAGGUGAACGCAUUGAUACAUCAGUUGGACCGAACAGAGCCAGAACAAGGGUCAAAAAGCUCGAGUGCAAGUAUAGAUGUUUUAAUAAGACAACUUUUAGAUCAUAAAUAACUAAUAGACAAUGGCCGGUUUUGUAUUUAUCUAACAAGUCUAGCAUUAUAUUUG